AUGUUUUUUCUUAUUCCACUUGUUGAAACAUCUCAUUUCCGUGGUGGUACUAUCACUUGGCGCCCACUUAAUACUACACCUUCGGGAAGUUCGGUUGAUAUUCAAAUUCGUCAACGAUACUCAUGGAAUCGGGCUUCUGUUUUUUGUGAUGAUACAUACAUUGCUUCACUCACUCAAAUCGGUGAUAAUACUUCUAUCAGCUGCGUCUCUGGAACUUGUUCUACUUGGAACUCAAAUUUGAUCUAUACAAAAACCUAUUGCACUGAUUAUAGUGUUGGUGGUAGUGUUAGUUCGGGUGAAAUAUAUUAUACACGUACAGUACCAUUGAAUAUUUCAUUCAGCAUCGGUUUCAUCUCAGGUAAUUGGUUCGCAAAUCUUGUUGUUGGUGCUAAGGGUCUUUGGAGUGUUAUCGAUCGAAUCAAUACUAUUGUUCGUCCAGAUGGUUAUUUAAAUAAUAGUCCAGUCGCGACUACGCUUCCUGUAAUUUAUAAGGCUAUCAAUACCCAACGUGUGCAUGUUGUUCAAAUGUCUGAUCUAGAUUCAACUGACACAUUGAGAUGUCGUUGGUCCGAUAACUCAGCCAGCAACUUUAAUUCAUACGAUAAAUGUGCAGAUGUAUGUAACGGUGUACCUGGCGCUGUAUUAUAUAAUGAUAACUGUACACUUGUAUUCACACUCACUCUAGCGAAUAUGUAUGUUGCAGUAGCCUUACAAAUUGAAGAUUAUUACACAUCAAUAUCAUCAUUUCUAAUGAGCUCUGUACCUCUUCAAUUUCUUUUCUAUGGUUAUGAUACGCCUUCUGGUUGUAGUACACCACCAGCUAUUAUUGGUAAUCGACCCAAUCGAGGUAUCUACCAAAUCAUUCUUAGCUGGAUUCCCACAGCUACUCAAUUUGGUCCACAAGGUUUUUGUGCUGGUGCUAUAGAUAAUACAGAUGUUCAAUCAAAUCAAUGGUGUAUUACAUUCUUAGUUGGUUAUGAUUCUCCUAAUUUGAUUCAAGCUUCUUCUGUUCAAGGAACAGUUUCACCAAUUGGUACUAUAUUUGCUAAUCAUACUAUCUUUUCUAUUCAAGCAACUCGUCAAGUAAAUCGUCCAUCUCGAAAUUAUACAUAUGUGUAUUUUAAUGAUACUGCAACUGGUACAAGUGUUCAUACAGUUGAUUGUGGUUGGGAUCCUCAUGUGAUGUACAGUGGAAAUACAAUUACAUUUUAUAUUCCAUCUCCACCUUGGAUUCCAGGACAUACAUAUUACGUUACUUUCGAUAGUGGUGUGGCUAGUGGUACUGACUUCUGUAAACCUGAGUCAUCACCAAUCACUGAGCCUAAGUUUUGGAGAUUCGAUAUUUGGAAUCCAGCUGUUUCAUCAACUACAACAACAACUACAACUCCACCAACUACUGGUACAGUAACAACAAGACCUAUAUCAACCACUACUGUUAAUACAUUGUUGACAACAACUGGUAUUGUGGCGACAAGUACAACAACAGUUACGGCAACAACAACUUCUGUCACAACUUCAACAAAAAGUCAAGAAUUACAUAUUUUUGAUUUUAUAGUUAUAGCCUUACUAGUUUAA
Molecule: messenger RNA, 1575 nt
Organism: Rotaria sp. Silwood1
Lineage: Eukaryota; Metazoa; Rotifera; Eurotatoria; Philodinida; Philodinidae
Source: the annotation of a GenBank genome assembly